Molecule: messenger RNA, 2904 nt
Organism: Pocillopora meandrina
Lineage: Eukaryota; Metazoa; Cnidaria; Anthozoa; Scleractinia; Pocilloporidae
Source: the annotation of a GenBank genome assembly
AUGUCGAAUGGUCAAUCUAGGAGACACCAUACUUACCACAAAGAGAUGGAUCACGCUUUCACUCUUAUUUUCCACAACAUCAAGAGACUGCAAGAUGACCGAAUAUGCAACAGCGCUCCUAACAUCGCCCAACCUCAGUAUGACCAGCAGGAGUCGAUAAAUCCAGCUAUGACACUGAAAGUCCCUUUCGCGCAGCCGAAGAGAUGUAUGUCUGAUUCUUCAUUGAAACUUGCAGUGGUAGACACACAACACCACUUGGAAGGUUUAGAAAGUCGUGCUAAAUCUCGAUCUUUCAAUGGUAUCGAAACUAGUCCAAUGCAGAGAAGAAAAGUCAGAUUCGCGGACGACCAUGAAAUGAAAGACAGGCGGGUUGACCGACAAAGAAAAUCGUUAACUAAGAGAGUGUUUUCAGAUUUACAGCCACGUAUUGUUGUCACAAAAGAGGCUGAUAGCGAAAAAUAGGAGAUACGCAUGCAAAAUGUUGGAAGAAUAUCGUCGAAAAAAGGCUCAAAAAAAAAAUACGAGCUGUAAUUUAAAACAUUAAAAAGCUGUUACUACCUACGAUGAGUUGUGUCGCCUUCGACUAGAUAAUCUUGACUACAGGUGGCUUUUGCCGUGCAAGCCGAGGACGAAUGCUUGAGUGAUGUUUGACGAAUUAAAUAAUUGCCCAUGGCAAAGUGCGACGGUGCAAUGCUUUUGAAAAGAAGAGUCAGGAUAAAUGUUCGCCACACAAUGUCAACGCGGUAUGUUUACAGCAUAGCACAAUUUUUGAAACUUAAAAAUGCGUCGUAAGUCUCUUACUAAUCCGGGAAUCGCUCUAUCACUUAAAUUGUUUACUGAAGAGACUUAAAAGAGCAUGAAAAGUAUAGAUAUUUCACUCUCACAAAUGUCAUUAUUGCUUUCCCCGACAUUCAUUCUUUGUGGACACGUCGUCAUUUUGAAAUCCACAUUUAGCUGUUAAUCCGUUAGUCACAAGCACUAUUACCGUUCUCGACUCACAAACCGACUUAAGGGCAAUGAAUUUCAUGGCUCAUUAAUUUAGAUGACUAAGAACGAAGUGAUCAAGGGAUCAGUUAAGUAAACUCUAGACAUGUUUAAAUGUUUGCAAGGGAAACUAGAUAGUUUGAGUAUCACGCAAGAAUCUACUACAAUGUUUGAACUGCAACAACCCUUUCCAGACUAAUUUGAUGAUGGCAGAAUUUUCAAUUAUGAUUUCUAUGUUUUUGCCCUGCAGCAUAAAAAUGUUGAUUUGCAUAGAUAUCAGUUUGUUUGGUAGUUUUGCGGUUAUAAAAACCCGCAAGGUAAGAAAAAAGUUCCUUGAUGAAAUAAACUGCUGCGCGUUUUUGUGAAAACAAGGAUUUAACCUUUAUCGCCAAGCAUAUAUUUGAUGUUAAGUUGAGCUGUCUUUAAUUUUACUCAAUACAAAUUCCUGAUACGGAGAAAAUUGAAUAAAAGCAGAAAUGAACAAACAAAUAAACGAAGGAGAAUUCGAACAUAUAAACAAACAAACUUGAGAAUUUAAACUUGUCAGGUAUGGUUACCACGAAGAAAAUUUAAGUUAUGGAAUGCGUACAGGAAGUCAGCUCUGCCUGGGCCUGAUAUGUUCCAAGGAAUUGUGUCCAAAACUUUGAUCUGGCCAUCGAAACACUCGGUUGGAUCGCUUCAUCGGUCUUAUCAUCCUCUAUUUGAAAACCAAUGAUGUAAGAUGGAACCUGGCUUCACUACAGGUAAAACCAAGCCUAUCUUUUGCAUACAUAUUUGUGCGUGUGCUGAGGUUAGAAUCUACUGCUGACAUGACCUACUCAAAGUUGGAAAAUCCAAUUUUCCAUAUCUGUAUUGUUAUCUAUACCACGAAAUACGCUAAAGUGAAAAUGUUCUGGUAAUGAGUCGGUGGAGACAACGUUAACUCUGUGACGAAAAUAAAUUGUCGUCUAUGAAACAAAAGGAGACUGAUUCCAAUAUCACAAAGUUUCGUCAACGGUCAUUGAUGCAAAGACGAAAGGUGAAUUCGGCAAAUUGGUCUAAUCACAAAAAUUCCGACUUGGAAUACUGUCUUAAAGACUCUUUAAGACAAACAAGGACGUGCUUGAGAUCAUGCGGUUGAUAAAUAACGAAAUAGCUAGCUCUUUGAUGUGGUUGUUGCUUUUUUCAGCAGUAAACUUAAAAACCUAAUAUUCAUUUUCACCAGGAGUUUCUUCUGUGAUUGUCGAACAAUCAGUAUAAUGGAGGAAGACGUUUUCGAUAAUGUUGUUUCGUGACCACAUAUAGCUUAAUUUAAUCUUCCGGUUGGCGCGCGCUUCCGAUUGGAAGAGAGAAAAUGCGGUAAUUGGUUUCACCUAAUGAUACUGAUUUAUGGGUCCACUUCUGUCACUGUCGUACGUGAUGUAUCAGUAAAAACAAACAAGUCAUCGAAUGAAACAUAUUGGCUUUACUUGAGGAUGGGAAAAUAACAGUAUAGUCAUGAUGAAAGACUACAAGCGAACCAGAAACAUGAAUAACUAUUCAUCCCGGAGACAGAGCAAUUAUGAUAAAGAUAUGAAUCAAGCGUUCACUCUUAUUUUCCACAACAUCAAAAGGCUUCAAGAUGGUCAUUUGUGCAGUAGUGAUGCCAACCUCCUUUUAACGGAUGCUGGUAAACGGAAGAUUGUGGUCACGGGAAAACCUGAAGAAAAGCCAGAGAGGCGUAUGAGAAAACGAAGCAGAUCAGAAACCUUCUUAGCUUUUGUCCAAGAGAAAAUGACCAAUAAUAAAUCUCUCGGAUCACAAACCGAAGGGAACUCCUUGCAAAGACGAAAAGUUAGAUUUGCUGUCGAUGGUGAACAUCACAGAAAGGUGCCCUUAUCCAGAACCGUGUCUGAACCUCAGAAGCUUCAUUUGAGCCCCAAAAGGACGGUAGAUGGCUAG